This is a messenger RNA of Pyrenophora tritici-repentis Pt-1C-BFP, 2626 nucleotides long. RefSeq names its product KatG, Catalase (peroxidase I). The record is from RefSeq and is a predicted model, not a curated record. Gene Ontology annotation, cellular component: cytosol. Gene Ontology annotation, molecular function: catalase activity; heme binding. NCBI's taxonomy places the organism in Eukaryota, Fungi, Ascomycota, Dothideomycetes, Pleosporales, Pleosporaceae. Gene Ontology annotation, biological process: cellular response to hydrogen peroxide; hydrogen peroxide catabolic process.
ACUGCAGUUUGUUUUUACAAGCAACCUCGCACACAUUACACAACUCCAUCAUUCAUCAUGUCCCAAGGCGAGUGCCCAGUGAAGAAGGUACCCAACGUCGCCGGCAGUGGUACCAGGAACACCGACUGGUGGCCCAAUGAGCUCAGGACAAACAUUCUCCGCCAGCACGACCCCAGACAGAACCCUCUCGGCCCCGACUUCAACUAUGUCGAAGAGUUCAAGAAGCUCGACUACGAUGCCUUGAAGAAGGACCUCAAUGCCUUGAUGACCGACUCGCAGGACUGGUGGCCUGCUGACUUUGGUCAUUACGGUGGUCUCUUCAUCCGAAUGGCAUGGCACUCUGCUGGAACCUACCGUGUUACCGACGGUCGUGGUGGUGGCGGUGAUGGACAGCAGCGCUUUGCUCCCCUCAACGCCUGGCCCGACAACGUCUCCCUCGACAAGGCUCGCCGCCUCCUCUGGCCCAUCAAGCAAAAGUACGGCAACAAGAUCUCAUGGGCCGACCUUAUGCUCCUCACCGGCAAUGUCGCCCUUGAAUCCAUGGGCUGUCCGACUUUCGGUUUCGCCGGUGGCCGUGCCGACACCUUCCAGUCCGACGAGUCGGUCUACUGGGGUGGUGAGACUGAGUGGUUGGGCAGCGAUGUCCGCUACGCUGAUGGUGCAAAGGGUGUCAAGGGCGAGGGCAUCAUGGACGGCGACCAGCACAAGACUGACAAGAGCGAACCCCACACAUCGAGGAACCUCGAACAGCCAUUAGCUGCCGCACACAUGGGUCUCAUCUACGUGAACCCCGAAGGUCCCGAAGGUAUACCCGACCCAGUUGCCGCCGCUCACGACAUCAGAACAACCUUUGGCCGCAUGGCUAUGAACGACGCGGAAACCGCUGCCCUCAUCAUCGGUGGCCACUCUUUCGGAAAGACCCACGGUGCUGCUCCCUCUGAGAACACCGGCCCAGACCCCAACUCCGAGGACCUCGCAACACAAGGAUUUGGCUGGAUGAACAAGCACGGUCGUGGCAACGGCCCAGACACCAUCACCAGUGGACUUGAGGUCACCUGGACCGGCACACCCACCAAGUGGAGCAACAAGUACCUCGAGUACCUCUACAAGUUUGAGUGGGAGCUGGAGAAGAGCCCUGCUGGUGCCAACCAAUGGGUUGCCAAGACCGACGAGCACAUUAUCCCUGAUGCGUACGACCAGAACAAGAAGCACAAGCCAAGAAUGUUGACCACUGAUCUGGCUAUGCGUAUGGACCCUGCCUACGAGAAGAUCACUCGUCGCUGGUUGGAGCACCCCCAGGAGCUCCACGACACUUUUGUUCGUGCAUGGUUCAAGCUUCUCCACCGUGAUAUGGGUCCUCGCUCCAGGUGGCUCGGUCCCGAGGUUCCCAAGGAGGUCCUUAUCUGGGAAGACCCCGUUCCUCAGCCAGAAGGCGAGCUCAUCGGCGAGUCCGAUAUUGCGACGCUGAAGAAGCAGGUUCUCGACGCUGGCGUUGAGCCCGCCAAGCUUAUCCGCACUGCUUGGGCUUCGGCAGCUUCGUUCCGUGGUAGCGACAAGCGUGGAGGUGCUAACGGCGCCCGCAUCCGCCUCGCUCCUCAAAAGGACUGGGAGGUCAACAACCCCAAGGAGCUCGCUGAGGUCCUCAAGGCUCUUGAGGGUGUUCAGUCCAAGUUCAACAGCGGCAGCAAGAAGGUUUCCCUCGCCGACUUGAUUGUACUUGCCGGUACCGCUGCUGUUGAAAAGGCCGCCGGUGUACAAGUUCCCUUCACACCUGGCCGCACCGACGCCACACAGGAGCAGACUGAUGCCAAGUCUUUCGAGCACCUUGAGCCUGUAACCGACGGUUUCCGCAACUACGGCAAGGGAACCGACCGUGUCCGUACUGAGCAGCUUGACGUUGACAAGGCCCACCUUCUCCGCCUCACAGCACCCGAGAUGGUUGUCCUCACUGGUGGUAUGCGUGCGCUGAACGCCAACUGGGACGGCUCAUCUCACGGCGUCUUCACCAAGCGCCCCGGUCAACUCACCAACGACUUCUUCGUCAACCUCCUCGAUAACAACCUCGAGUGGAAGGCGGCCGACUCUAGCAAGGAGCUCUACGAGGGUUUCGACCGCAAGUCCGGCCAGAAGAAGUGGACAGCUACCCGCCACGACCUAGUAUUUGGUCACCACCCUGAACUACGUGCGGUUGCCGAGACAUACGCCCAGGCCGACAACACGGACAAGUUUGUCAAGGACUUUGUGGCAGGGUGGGAGAAGAUUAUGAACAAUGACCGGUUCGACAUCAAGAACAAGUCGGUGAGUGCACAAUCGCGCGGGGCAAACAAGCCUCGUCUCUAGACGUAAGCUUUUUGUUUAAAAGCCCCCGAUCCUUGCGUGUCUUGUCUGUCAUCUUUUGCGGCGAGCGUAGCAUGAUGAGACGGUUGUGUACACUCUACUGACAUAAUUGUUUCUUUAGUAGGGAGCCUCUGCGUGACGUAGCACACGAAAAAAAAAACACAAGUGCAUAGCGUAGGAGAUGGCCCCAUGGGAGGAGAGAUACCUAGGUAGUCAAGUAGGCUGUGUAGGAAUAUGCAGAUCAAGGGGAAUAAAUCACUCAAACUACAAAAAAUGAAAUAUGUAAAAU